Symbiodinium necroappetens is the source of this 289-nucleotide messenger RNA. The record is from the annotation of a GenBank genome assembly. NCBI's taxonomy places the organism in Eukaryota, Dinophyceae, Suessiales, Symbiodiniaceae.
GAUAGAUGUCGGAUCAGAGAGACCAUGUUGGCAGUGUGUUCGCCCGCAUGUAGACAUGACCCUCCGGUCAGCAGGUGCAGAUGAGACCUGUCUUCACAUAGUUGAGGAUGCCGAUGGUAUGCAGCUUGCAAGCUCGAAUUCAAGUUCUUGUACAGUCUUUCGCUUCAACGGCUCAUCAAUCUUGGCCAAGGCAUACAACAGCUGCCUUUGGUGGGCAGACACCUGGAAGCUAGUGCCUUGUGCGUCCAAAUCCCUCAAGUUUGCGCAGCGAGCGCUGCCGAAGGAGGAG